CAGGAGGCAGCCGGGGCCGCUGGAAUUCGUAUAACGGGUGAGAAAGUUAUCGGUGGAGGGAGGUAAAGGAACCAACCUUCGCCGCUUGGCUGCUGUGGCCGAGUGUUUUACCGUCAAAAAGCUCUUCAUUAUAUUCAGUCACUCAGCCAACCAGUAAGGCAUCCAGCAGUCCAGCCAGCCAGACAGAUUACCAGCCAGACUCUCAGCCAGCCAGUCUGCCCGCCAGACCCUCACGUGCUGGCUGUAGCACCAUUUAGUGAAGCGGCAGAGUUUGCACCAACUCGGAAACAGUUUACUGGUUUUGACUAUUCAGGUGGCGGCGAGCUACGGUGAGCUAUGCACGGGGCGGGGCGGGAAGCGCCAUGAAAUAGUGGUGGGGGAGCGGUGCCACGAUGGUGCUGGCGGGGUGCUGAGGCAGAGGCGACCCACAACGCUCAGCAUGAAGCCUUGGAGUCACCGCUGUGCUCUCGGCACUUUCGCCAGGCUACGGGCGGCCAUCAUCUGGGCGUGGGUGUGGUCGUUCGUGUGGGCGUGGGCGGUGUGCGGCGCGACGGGCACGUGUCCCAAGGUGUGCGAGUGUAAGUGGCGGGAUGGCAAGGAGACGGUGUCGUGUCCUGACGCUGAGUUCAUAGACAUCCCGCGCGGCCUUGGCUCCACAACGCAGGUGCUUAAUCUGCAGCACAACAACCUGCAGAUCCUACCGCGCGACGCCUUCAUCGACGCGGGUCUGGUGAACCUGCAGAAGGUGAGGCUCAACUUCUGCAACCUGAAGCACCUGGACCACGGCGCCUUCAACAUGCUGGCCAACCUGGUGGAGCUGGACCUGAGCCACAACAUGCUGCGUGCCGUGCCCUCGGAGGCCCUCGCCGACGUGCCUGGCCUGCGGGAGCUUCGCCUCGCCCACAACUACAUCACCUCACUGCCCGAGGAGGCCUUCACCCCCACGCCUGACCUGGUGCACCUGGUCAUCUCCCAGAACCAAAUCGAUGUCGUGAACGAGCGAGCCUUCCGCGGCCUGACCCGCCUCGAGGUGCUGAAGCUCUCCGACAACCGCCUGGCAGCGCUGGACGCAGCCAUCGUACACCCCCUCGUCGCCAUCCACGAGCUGCACCUCGACGCGAACCCCUGGCACUGCGACUGUCGCCUCAGGCCACUCAGGCGAUGGAUGAUCGAGCGCAACGUUGCUUUCCUAGAGCCGCCGACCUGCGUGCAACCAGACCGCCUCAAAGGCAGGUCGUGGCAGGCACUGACUUUGGACGAGUUUGUGUGUGUGCCGCAACUAACGGCCGUGGCCCCACGCGUCCUGGCUGCGCAUGGCGAAAACGUGUCCCUGUCAUGUCGCAUCGAGAAUGAUAUCGAUGCCACGGUGUCCUGGUUCCUCGGAGAUCGGGCGAUACGUAACGGCAGCGAGCGUUACCGUGUGCUGGAGUCCAUGUCGGCGAACCAGGAGACACGACUGUCCAACCUGACAUUGAAAGGGGCGGGGCCUCGGGACCAGGGCACGUACCGCUGCGUAGCGCUCAACAAGGCGGGCAGAUCAGAGGCCAACCUCACGCUGCAGGUGUCCAACGAGGUGGCGGAGGUGCGGCUGGUGACCAUGGAUCGCGUCUUUGUGACCGGCGGGCUGCUCACAGCCAUGGCCAUGAUCCUGGUUGUGCUGCUGCUCCUCACCGCCAUCCUCUUGCGGCGGCGGCAGCAGGCCAGGCUGCGGCGCGGAGUGGAGACUGAUCAUAAGACAGAAACACCUCAGAUGUCGCAGGACCGCGGCAGCACUUCCAGCGACUCCCAUCCAAAGCUGGCCGACUACCACAUCGUGCCCACCAACGACCUUGACGAGUCGUCGCCGCUGCCCACACACUCAGACAAGUCGUGGAUGUUGCGUGACGCCUCAGUCGACGACUUCCCUUCCACGAAGGAGGUGGAAAAGUCAAGUUCCUACGCUGAAUCUGAGCAGCGAAAGAUGUCGAAGCCUCGGCCUGGCGGCAGCGGCAAGUCGAGCUCGCCGAGCACAGUGUCAUACGUGGAGAUCCCCAAGUCCGAGCUGGCGGUGACGGGGCUGCCCACGCCCGACGAGCGGCUGCGGUGGAGAGAACACGCAGCCGAGGGCAAGGAAGGUCGCCUGCUGCAGAUGGGGGCGCAGCGGGGCUCCACGCUCUCCAUGGCCAGCGGCAGCCACUACCCUGACCUGCUGGACCUGCCCUACACACAGCAGCAGAAACAGCAGCUGCAGCAACAGCCGAGACCACCGAUGCAGCUGCUGAACCCCGCCUACUGCACGCUGCCUCGCGUGUCCAGCUCCAGCGGUCUGCUCGGGGCCACGGCCAGCCCAGGGAUGGAUAGUCUCUUCCAGGAAAUCUCUUUCUCGCUACCUUCCUCCAUACGAUACAGGUGCGCCAGCUGGGUGGACCUAGGGGAGAGCGACACGGCCUCCACCUCCCUCCCCUCCUAUGCCCGCUCCCCGCCCGUCCACCCGCAGCUCUCCCUCACCGACGAUGGCUCUCCCCCGCCCGCCCUCAAGGCUCACCGCGACACCCUCAAGGAACUCAUCAAUGCACACAGGGCGGAGCGAGCGGUGGCUGAGGCUGACAAGGGCGCAGUGGGGGGCUCCUCUGAUCCCUGCAACCUUGAAUACCACGCCGCGCAGCUCGAGAAGUUCCUGCUGGAGUAUAGGAAACUUCAGGACCAGCUGUACAGAAUGAAGGUGUCCUAUGAAGCCAGCCACAGCGACAGGAGUGAAGGAAGUGGCGAAGAGACAGCCCUGACGGAGUACAACGGUGAUGAUGAGAGGGACAACGUUCCACCACCUUGCCCGGAGACUCCAACCUCCAGCCUGCCGCGCUACACCCCGGCAGUAGCGGGAGCAUCCGGCAAACUCCCUGAUGACCCACUGGAGGAGCGAUCUUUGCCCUCCUUGCCGUCAGCAGAGCCUCUUCGGUCUAUUCUGAAGCGGAGAUACGAGGAGGGUGGUCGCGGGCUCCCUGGACUGCAAGGCUUGUUAGGAUUACAUGGGCUUCAAGGUCUCCAGGCACUCAAAGGCCUCCAAGAGAUGAAGGGCCUCCAGGGGCUGUCGAACCACCAAGGGUCUUCGUCUUCGUCUUACUCCAAAAGUGCCUCCUCCUUCGACGACCCUCCCCAGCCGCUCCGUCCCUCCCUCGCCCUGCCCCGCCUCCAGCCGCGCCCCGACCCGGAGUCCUGAGGCAAGGAGGGUACCCGUGAAGGAGAGCCGAGGGAGGGAGAAGAGCCAAGGAUGGAGAGGAUAGUGGAGGGAGCGGAGGAAACAAGCAAGGAAGAGAACAAUAAAUAACAUAAAGACGAUGAAUGGAGGGAGAAGGGAAAAGGCA
Molecule: messenger RNA, 3341 nt
Organism: Eriocheir sinensis (Chinese mitten crab)
Lineage: Eukaryota; Metazoa; Arthropoda; Malacostraca; Decapoda; Varunidae
Exons: 6
Coding region: 440-3196 (918 amino acids)
Molecular function (GO): protein binding
Source: RefSeq, a predicted model, not a curated record